This is a messenger RNA of Geodia barretti, 5047 nucleotides long. Lineage: Eukaryota; Metazoa; Porifera; Demospongiae; Tetractinellida; Geodiidae. The record is from the annotation of a GenBank genome assembly.
UAAUUAAUUAGCGCGAGACGCAUUAGGAAACGUCAUCGUCUCACAAUUUCCGUUUUCAAUAACUAAUAAAGAGCGGCGGACUGUGUGUCUUUUGCUGAAUGGAAAAACUGUCGUGCGCUAGUCAGUGCCAGUGGAAUGGGCUAGGGUUGACCGUCUGUGGACAGACAAGCCACAGAUGCUGCAGUAUUAUAGCCACAGACUAGUAGAAAGAGAGCUCAAGUAUUGGUUUUGCCGGCACUGGCCCUGCCGUCGCUGUUGUGGCCAAUGUGCAGAGGUGGUUCCUAGCUGCAGCUGGCUGCCGUUUGGAUGUCUGGACGCAGUGAGGCGAGAUUAUUGAUACACGACAGCAGACAGGCCCAGAGACUGGGAGAAACAGCAGUCGCGAGGCGCUUGGAGCGACUUUUCGCAGUGGAGGUGGCCCUGGCGCCAGUGAUUGUGCCCUCUGGCUCACAGCAGGAGCACGAGGGAGACAGGGACGCCGGUUGUUGGGUGAACCUCAGAGGAGCUUCCAGCGAGACGACGGGAAAGGCGAAGGACUACAUACUCUCUUUGUGUGUGCCAGCAGUUGUCAAGGAGUGUCCCACGGACCAGCAGUCGGUGCAGCAGCUGCUCUCAGAGACCAGUAGACUGAGGGACGACCUCGAAACAGAGUUCUGUACCGCCAUCCUCCCUGGUCCUUCCCCCAGCUGCAUCUCCAUUCAAGGCACCACCGAACUUUCAGUCGUGGGAACUGUGCAAAAGAAUAGAAUCAGUCAUGGCUCCCCCGGAUCUGCCCCAGCCCCAACCCCAACCCUCCUCUUCCUCCUCCCUUCUCGUCGUCACUCCUGACCAAUCUAGACCCACCCCUACGAGCACCGCGGGGACCUUCUCCCCCUCCCCUCCUCCCCCCUCCACUGAGGCUGACCUGAGAGAAAGGGUCACUCCUCACCAGUUUCCCAACAUUCCCACCCCUACCGUCGCACCCCCUUCAACGAGACACCUGCAACUACCAGGGACCGAGAGGGAGAAGAUUGUUCAGCGAAUCGCAUACGAGAUUGAGCAGCAGAAGGACGGCGACGUGGUGUCUCGCGGAGUCGACAGCUCGCACCGUGAACAAACCAUCCAUUACUUCCUUCGCCUCAAUUUCCCCCGGGAGAGAAUCGAGACGGUGGUCGACUCGAUGGGCCCCUGGGCCGACACGGACGACAUUCUAAAGAGGCUGAAUUCGCUCCACGUUACGUUGCCCCGACCGGUGGCAAUUCUGAGUUCGUCAAGAAACUACACCACUGACGGAGAGCCUGUGUUGAAUUCCAACAUUGCCCUACGGCCGGUUGUCAUCGAUGGAAGUAACGUUGCAAUGAGACACGGCAAUGGUAGAGUGUUCUCAUGCAGGGGAAUCCAAAUCGCAGUGGACUGGUUUCGUCAGCAAGGACACAAGGAGAUAACAGUGUUUGUGCCCCAGUGGAGGAGAGAGACUCCGCGUGCCGAGUACCCCAUCACAGAUCAGGAGAUUCUCAACCAACUCGAGAGAGAGGGGAUCUUGAAGUUUACUCCGUCAAGACGAAUCGGGAACAAGAAGAUUGUGUGUUACGACGAUCGGUUCAUCGUGAGACUAGCCACCGAGACAAACGGAGUGAUAGUUUCAAACGACAACUUUAGAGAUCUCGCCGAGGAGAACGAGAAAUGGAGAAAGACCAUUGAGAACCGCCUGGUCAUGUUCACAUUCGCACACGACAUAUUCAUGGUCCCCGAGGACCCUCUGGGGAAGUACGGGCCGAGACUCUCGCAGUUACUCCAAAUAGAGCCUGCCAAGUCCUCGUCAAAGAGUGGAGCCCAGCAGGACCAGACCGGACCAGCAGUGUGUCCGUACGGCGAGCGGUGUACGUUUGGUCGGCGGUGUCGUUUCGCUCACCCGGAGCGAGAAGGUCGACUAGACCCCACCUCCCUCCUCACCUCUCGUAGCCCCACCACCUCUCCGGCUCCCAGUGAGAAGAGGCACACAGAUGCUCUCGGAGACAUCCAGAAGGACGGCACCAGCAGCCACUCGUCCUCUGAGAGAGGUUCUCCCUGUGGCCCGUCGGGACAACCAACUACCAGUCCACAGAGACCGUGGACGAGCCCGGCACACAACGAAAUCAACUAUGCCCAGCAACUGUCGGCCCAACUGGUGCCACAUGGGUACUCCCAGCCUCAACCGUCCUCUGGUUACCCCUCCCAGCCCCUGUCGUCAGAGAACCAUCACUAUUCCCAGCCUCAGCCGUCCUCUGGUUACCCCUCCCAGCCCCUGUCGUCAGAGAACCAUCACUAUUCCCAGCCUCAGCCGUCCUCUGGUUACCCCUCCCAGCCCCUGUCGUCAGAGAACCAUCACUAUUCCCACUCGCAACCUCACCUCGUUCAACCGCCGCCAACACCUCAAUAUCUGAGUAUUCCAGCUGGUCACGGAGGAUCUCUCUCCCCUCCUCCUCCUCCCCACUCAUCGGGCCUCCAGUCGUCUCCGCUACACUCCAAUCCUUCCACUCCCUUGGCCGGCGGCGUCUCUCCCUAUCCCUCUCGAACCUUCCCCAUAGCAAACCUCUCUCUCAUUCAUUCGCGUAACGUCACCGAUCGAAUUCAGAGGAGCCCCAUCGCAAACGGCGUUGAUGAUUUAGUUCCAACUGCGCCCAGUGUGCGACCGAUCGUCCCUCCAAAUCACGGGGUCAUGGAUUCACAACCUGGACUCGUCCCUCGCGGGGGACAAUCGGCUCAAUUCCAGGGGCCUCCCCACAAUCCAUCGUACAACUGGUCCUCGGCAAACGGAGCGUACCACCAUCACCCUGCAGCUUAUCACAUCCCUCAUGCACAGAACUCUUACCAUCCUCCGAGUCAUCACUACGUUUCCUCGGCAGGCGAUCAGCUCCACCACCAGCGCAUGGCUCACCACUCCCGAGCAAGGAAUCCCCACACCGGUGACUACUCCACGGUACCCCACGGGGGUUGCCUACCACAACCGACCAACUCCUACCAAAAUCUCCCGUCUUCAGCGGUAGAGAAUGGAGCGUACCUACAAGAGCACGCAGCGAUGCUCCACCAGCACGGAGACUACAGAUACCCCCACCACAGGGCUGUGGAACCGCGUGCAGCCAGCAUGUACGGAGACAUGGGUCUGAGACUUCACCACGAGAAGGUGGCACUGGCAGACAAAUUCCAGACCAGCCAGAGCUCCCCUGAUCUCUACUGCGACAAUCGGUCUCUGCGAACGCAGGCGAAACCGUCUGUGAGUGGUGGGAUUAACUGGACCCUCUUUAGACAGGUUCAGAGCCGUCUCCCGAACCAGGAGGAGCAGAUUAUGAGCACCAUGCUUCAACACCCGCAGGCCGACCUGGAUCAACUAGUGGAACUUAUCCAACGCUCCUGGUGACAUUCAACUCGGUGAAAACUCACCCCUAUUCUCCCACUAGCUCUGCUCUCCCGGUAAUCACGUAGCCAAUUCUGUGUUCUUGUUUUGUCUCGCGUUGUGUCUGUUGUGAUUGUCUAUUAUGCCGCAACCAUUCUCCACUGAUUUACUGCAUUAGAUAUUGUAUUGUGAAAUCCAACACCCCCACUUGUGUAGAAUACACACUAUACACUGUGUCCCCACAGUCGCUGUUUCUUGUAAUAAUACAAGACUUUCUGGUUGUUUCUUGUCUGCAACCUCAUUUUGUUUGGGAUUGUUUCAAAUCCCGUUUUUGUUCUUUAAUAUUGUUGUAUCAUUGAUACUCCCCAGCUAUAUGUUUUUCGACUGCACUGAUCUAUCAUAAUUAUUAUGCCUUGCAUACAUGUGGCUAAAAUUCUGUCAUAUCUUAUUUUGCGAAAGAAAUAUUGAACAUUAAUUACGUCAUCGUUUGCCAGCGCGUUUUUAGCGGGGAAGAAAUGGGUCUUCUGUUCCAAUCUUUAAAAACUGUUGGUCUCGUUGCCUUCUACUAUAGCUUCUCUAUCACCUUAACUUUCUACAACAAAUGGAUACUCACGGGCUAUCCAUUCCCGCUGUCCAUCACCAUGAUUCACCUCAUCGUAAAGUUCAUCAUAGCCUGGAUAGUGAGGAAGCUGGUGUCCCUGGUGACGGGGAAACCCCCACUCGUUCUGGGGUGGAAGGAAUACCUGAAGAACAUUUUGCCAGUUGCUAUAUUCAGUGCACUGGACAUCGGUCUCUCAAACUGGAGUCUUGUGUUCAUCACAAUCUCUCUUAUAUUAUACUAAUAUCAGGUUUCCAGUAGUAUCUAAUCUAUUUUUAUCCUCUUGGGUGCCUGUACAUCUCUCUCUCCUCUUCACUUUCUCUUCUUUCUCUGCUAGGACAAUCAACCGUGUAACCCACUUUGGUGUAAUAGUCCAUGCCUCGAUUGCAUUAGUGUGCAUUACACUCUGUACUCUCGUAUGUCCUCAUGUUAAUAGUCUCCUCUUGUUGGUUGCCACGAGACCAUUUUGAACAUUCCAUCACUGAUGGCUCCGUUUUCAUUCACUAGCAAUUCCCCGAGUCCUCAUCCCCCUAUCCGGUGUGUUGCUAUAGUCACCAGCGUGCAUCCUGCUUCCACCAUGCCAUUGGCUCUGUGUCCACCUAGCCUUUGUCUCCUGGUGUAUAUACUUGAGAGGAGAAGUUGGACACAGUGCCUGUGGGUGAAUGCCAUAGUAGGCCGGUUUAGUAUCGUAGCACUAAGCUCUAUGCAGACAACUAUGUCUACUAUAGAGACUCUGCAUGUCUCUAUCAUUGUGUUGUCAGUCUUUCAGGCAAUAUAUACGCCCACUGUUCACACGAGAUUUCAACGAGCGUGGCCUGCAGUGGGCUAUAGUAACUAACACACAGCUACAUAAUUUAUUAGACCGUGUAGGACUAUGUAAACUGUACCUCGUAAUAGAGUCGUUUGUCACGAGGCAAAGGGCCAUCUAUUCUACGUAAUUCCCUGCAUGCCUGUUUACUGCCCUUACUACUUUUAAAGAAAACCAAUAUUCACAGCAGUGUUGCUCACAUAUGACCCGGCACCCCAUUUAGGCUGCAUUAGUGGAGUGAGUAAUGGAGCAUUAGGUUAGAUUUUCUCUUUUCUUUUUCCUGUGGUGG